This is a messenger RNA of Meira miltonrushii, 411 nucleotides long. Its product is annotated as histone H3. The transcript has a single exon. Gene Ontology annotation, cellular component: nucleosome. Gene Ontology annotation, molecular function: protein heterodimerization activity; structural constituent of chromatin; DNA binding. NCBI's taxonomy places the organism in Eukaryota, Fungi, Basidiomycota, Exobasidiomycetes, Exobasidiales, Brachybasidiaceae. The record is from RefSeq and is a predicted model, not a curated record. The coding region runs from base 1 to 411 and encodes 136 amino acids.
AUGGCUCGUACAAAGCAAACAGCCCGUAAAUCAACGGGUGGUAAAGCACCCCGCAAGCAAUUGGCCACCAAGGCCGCACGCAAGUCCGCCCCAGCAACCGGUGGUGUGAAGAAGCCCCAUCGUUAUAAGCCAGGUACUGUGGCUCUUCGUGAAAUUCGUCGUUACCAAAAGAGUACCGAAUUGUUGAUCCGUAAAUUGCCAUUCCAACGUUUGGUUCGUGAAAUCGCUCAAGAUUUCAAGACUGAUUUGCGUUUCCAAUCCAGUGCAAUUGGUGCAUUGCAAGAAGCAGCAGAAGCUUACCUUGUCGGUUUGUUCGAAGACACCAACUUGGCUGCCAUUCACGCCAAGCGUGUUACCAUCCAACCUCGUGAUAUCGCUUUGGCCCGCCGCUUGCGUGGUGAACGCAGCUGA